Molecule: messenger RNA, 4796 nt
Organism: Lactuca virosa
Lineage: Eukaryota; Viridiplantae; Streptophyta; Magnoliopsida; Asterales; Asteraceae
Source: the annotation of a GenBank genome assembly
GACCACAACCUUCAGGCUCAUAUUCCUCUCACCAACCCACCGUUUGAAGAAUCGACACGUGAGUCGCUAAAACCCUUUACAGAUCCACAUUUCUUAGACUCAUCCAAUCUUGGAUAUACAUUACCUAAUAAUUUAAUUUUAUCUUCCACAGUUUUUGUACCCUUUUGUUUCCCCCUUUUUGAUUUUUCAUUAUAGUAAUCAUUGUUUUGAUGUGGGGGUUUUGUUCUUUAAUCGAUUUUAGUUUCGUUUUCGAGCUGUAUAAAGGGGCUUUCGAGGUUCUCGAGUUUCCGUCAAUGGCGGCCAUUUUGAAUACAGGCAAUGUGUCUUUCUUCCUGUGGUUAUUCAUCUGGGGAUUCGCUGAUAUUCUAAAGCAAACAAGGGGUGAAAGAACAAGAUUUUCGAUUAAUUUCUCACGUUUUUCAAAGAUUACUCUCGUCUCCACCUUUAUAAUCCUGAUUUCUCAUAUUGGUUUUUGUGUGUACAAGUUCUUGAAGCACGAGGUUGUACCUUACGAGUCUGUCAUCUCUGCAUUAACAUGGUCUUUAGCCACUAUUGUUACUGUGUAUUCAUUCUUCAGUAGAAGAGAUGAACAAACACGAAAAUGGCCUUGGGUGCUAGUUCUAUUCUGGUGUUUUUCCACGAUUCUUGAUUCAGUUUCAGUCACUUUCAUCAUCUUCAACUAUCUUAAAUCCAAAAACAUGCAUAUAUUUGUUUCAUCAUCGAAUCUUGUCGACAUGGCCACCUUCCCCUUUUCAAUUCUUUUGUGUUUCGAUGGUCUAACAUAUCGUGUCACCAAGAAACACGAAGAACUAGAUGAACCAUUGCUCCAAGAAACUAGCAAAGACACUAGCGCUUUUACAAAAUCAGGAAUUUGGAAGAGGGUUACAUUUAAUUGGUUAAACCCUCUUUUUGAAUUGGGUCACGCUCAAAAACUCGAGUUUAAUCAUGUCCCUUCGAUUCCUGAAUCUGAAACUGCUCAAGAAGCUGCAUGUUUGUUGGAAGAGUCGCUUCAAAAACAAAAAACUCGAGGCUCAGUAUUGACCAUGGCGAUAGUUCAUGCUAUACGACAAUCUUUAGCAAUAAACGCCAUAUUUGCAGGGGUGAAUACACUUGCUUCAUACAUGGGACCGAUUUUGAUCACAAGUUUUGUGAAUUACUUAUCAGAAGAUGAUAAUGAUUCAAGCUACCAAAAAGGAAUUAUUCUCUCAUGUAUUUUCUUUUUGGCAAAAACAAUUGAAUCAUUAUCUCAAAGACAAUGGUACUUUGGUGCUCAACGUAUUGGCAUUCGUAUACGUGCUGCUCUUAUUGUACUAAUAUACAAGAAAUCUUUAUCAGUCAAAUAUGGCACCACAAGCAAUGGCAAUAUUGUAAAUUUGAUCAACAUGGAUGUCGAAAAAAUAGGAGAGUUUUUCUGGCAUAUUCAUGGCAUUUGGUUGCUUCCAAUUCAAGUUCUUCUUGCCUUGAUCAUCUUAUACAUGAACCUUGGUUUUGCUCCUUCAAUGGCUGCCCUCAUUUCCACUAUUCUUGUUAUGAUCAUCAAUGUCCCAUUAGCAAAUAUGCAAAAAGAUUUCCAAACAAAAGUCAUGGAGUCGAAAGACUCGAGGAUUAAAGCUACUUCAGAAAUCUUGAAGAGCAUGCGAGUCUUGAAGUUGCAUUCAUGGCAAUCCAACUUCAAGAAAAAGUUGAUUGCUUUAAGAGAAAAAGAACAAAAUUGGCUCAAGAAAUAUCUUUAUACGUGUUCGGCUAUUGCUUUCCUCUUUUGGACAUCUCCUACAUUAGUUUCCGUUUCCACUUUCGGUGUUUGCAUUUUCUUGAAAAUCCCAUUAACCCCAAGUGUUGUUUAUUCAACUUUGGCUACUUUUAGAAUCUUGCAAGAUCCGAUUUAUAAUCUCCCGGAUCUUGUUUCCAUGGUAGCUCAAACGAAGGUUUCACUUGAUCGAAUCAAAGAUUUUAUAAUCAAAGAUUCUACAACGGAUCAGGAUUUUGUAAUGGAACAAGAUGUGGCAAUAGAAUUUGAACCCGGGGAGUAUGCAUGGGACACAAAUGAUUUGGAUCAAAGAAAACCCACAAUCAAGAUUUCUCAAAAGAUUAAAAUACCAAAAGGGUAUAAAGUAGCAAUAUGUGGUUCAGUUGGAGCGGGAAAAUCGAGCUUGUUAUGUAGCAUACUUGGUGAAAUCCCAAGGAUUUCGGGUGGACGUAUAAAAGUAUUUGGAUCAAAAGCUUUUGUGCCACAAAGUGCUUGGAUUCAAACGGGAACAAUAAGAGACAAUAUUCUAUUUGGUAGGGGAAUGAAUAAGGGAUUUUAUGAUGAAGUUGUGGAUGGAUGUGGUUUGGAUAGGGAUUUUGAGACAUUGGUUGAUGGGGAUUUAAGUAUUGUAGGGGAGAGAGGGUUGAAUUUAAGUGGAGGUCAAAAACAACGGAUUCAAUUAGCAAGAGCUUUGUAUAAUGCUUCGGAUGUUUAUAUCCUUGAUGAUCCGUUUAGUGCGGUUGAUGCUCAUACGGGUGCUCAUAUGUUCAAGAAAUGUUUGAUGAAUUUGCUAGACAAGAAGACGGUUGUUUACGUAACGCAUCAAUUGGAGUUUUUAAGCGCAGCGGACUUGGUUCUGGUGAUCAAAGACGGUGUUAUUGUACAAUCAGGAAACUACAACGACCUAAUCGCGGACCCCACAAGUGAAUUUGCACGCCAAAUAGCCGCACACUCCAUGUCUUUAAACCCACUCCACGAGACCAAAACCCUCACCACGUUCCCACAAGCUAACCAUGGUGCACCCUUGGAACUAAAACACGAGCCCUGUAGGACCCGAGUCGGGUCCAUAGAAACAAUACCACAAGAGGAAUCACAAUCCGGGCGGGUCAAAUUCAGUGUAUACUCAACUUUCAUCACUUCAGCAUGUAAAGGAGCCUUAGUUCCAGUUAUCUUAAUAUGUCACACGCUCUUUUUAGCCCUCCAAAUGGGCAGUAAUUACUGGAUGGCGUGGGCCACGGAAGAUGAGGGUCGGGUUAGCAGCAAAACCCUAAUUGAAAUCUUUGUGAUUUUGUCCGGUGGAAGCUCGCUUUUUAUUUUGGUUAGGGCUUUUUUGUUGUCUGUGAUUGCCAUCAAAACGGGUCAAAACCUCUUCUUACAAAUGAUAAAUUCGGUUUUUCGGGCACCCGUUUCAUUCUUUGACUCCACACCUUCGAGCCGCAUCCUCAACCGUUCUUCAACGGAUCAAAGCACAGUGGAUGUAGAUGUCCCUUAUCGAUUGGCGGGAUUAGUUUUCGCAAUAAUUCAACUUCUAAGCAUUAUUUUGCUAAUGUCACAUGUCGCAUGGCCAAUCUUUUUGCUUUGCAUUAUCGUAAUUGCUAUAUCGAUAUGGUAUCAAGCGUACUACAUUACUACUGCUAGGGAACUAGCGAGGAUGAUCGGGAUUCAAAAGUCUCCAAUUCAGCAUCAUUUUUCGGAAUCGAUUUCCGGGGCUUUGACAGUUCGUUGCUUUAAUCAAGAAGUUCGUUUCUUGAACAAGUGUUUAAGGGUUAUUGAUGAUUAUUCUCGUGUUACUUUUCAUAACACUGCUACAAUGGAGUGGCUAUGUGUUCGGAUCAACUUCCUUUUCAACCUCGUGUUUUUUAUACUCCUAGUUGUGUUGGUGCACCUCCCUCGGGCGUCAAUCGAUCAUAGUUUAGCCGGGUUAGCUGUUACAUACGGUUUGAGCCUAAACGUGCUACAAGCCUGGGUGAUAUGGAACCUCUGCAACGUUGAAAACAAAAUGAUUUCAGUGGAACGAAUUCUCCAAUUUGCGAAUAUUCCAAGCGAAGCCCCUGAAACAAUCAAAGAUUACAAACCAGAACCCAACUGGCCCACUCUAGGCCAAAUCGAGCUCAAAGAUCUACAUGUUCAAUACCACCCGGCUCUUCCAACUGUUUUAAAAGGAAUCACUUGUAUUUUUCCUGGUCAAAAAAAGAUCGGGGUUGUGGGAAGAACUGGUUGUGGAAAGUCAACGCUGAUUCAGGCUCUUUUUAGGGUGGUUGAACCCACAAAAGGUUGCAUUUUGAUUGAUGGGAUUGAUGUUUCCAAGAUUGGGUUGCAUGAUUUGAGGUCUAAAUUGGGGAUAAUUCCACAAGAUCCGACUUUGUUUCAAGGGACUAUGAGGACUAAUCUUGAUCCGUUGGAAGAGCAUUCGGAUUGUGAGAUUUGGGAGGUGUUGAAUAAGUGUCGACUUGCGGAUAUUGUAAGGCAGGAUAAGAGGCUUCUUGAUACACCAGUGGCUGAAGAUGGCGAAAAUUGGAGUGUUGGGCAACGACAACUUGUAUGCUUAGCGAGGGCAUUGCUCCAGAAACGCAGCAUACUAGUUCUUGACGAAGCGACUGCUUCCAUCGAUACAGAGACAGAUAACAUCAUGCAGAAGACAAUAAGAGAAGAAACAAGCAGAUGUACAGUCAUAACCAUCGCUCAUCGGAUCCCCACCAUUGUCGACAGCGAUCUAGUUCUCGUUCUCGAUCAAGGGGAAGUGGCGGAGUACGAUUCUCCGGCGCGGUUGCAAGAAGACGCUUCUUCGGCGUUUUCGAAGCUGGUGAAUGAAUUCUUGAGGAGAUCGGUGUGUAAAUUUGUAGAUCGUUAACAUGGGUUUAGAAUUUAGAUUGUUUAGUGUACAGCGAGUUAUUAGGGUUAGGGUUGAUUUAGGAUUUUAGGAAUGAGGUUGAAGAGGAAACAUUAUUUGGUCCGGCCCAUGCCUGGAAUAGCUUGGACCGGGUCGUGUUGUCAAAUAGACCGGUGACAGAAUUAGGCUGUGGUUAUGAGACUUAUUAUUAUUUUUUUU